Messenger RNA from Pseudophryne corroboree (corroboree frog), 3037 nucleotides. RefSeq names its product RELA proto-oncogene, NF-kB subunit (gene RELA). The record is from RefSeq and is a predicted model, not a curated record. Bases 204 to 1835 code for a protein of 543 amino acids. NCBI's taxonomy places the organism in Eukaryota, Metazoa, Chordata, Amphibia, Anura, Myobatrachidae. Gene Ontology annotation, biological process: innate immune response; non-canonical NF-kappaB signal transduction; canonical NF-kappaB signal transduction. Gene Ontology annotation, molecular function: DNA-binding transcription factor activity, RNA polymerase II-specific; RNA polymerase II cis-regulatory region sequence-specific DNA binding. The transcript is spliced from 11 exons. Gene Ontology annotation, cellular component: cytoplasm.
CGUCAUUUGGGUAUUUCCGCAGCGCUACAAGGGAUUGUCUAUCAAUAUGUGUGUGUUAGGGGGCGUGGGUACAAGGCAGGAAGACUGGAUUUCGGGAAAAUAAGUAACGCUGAGAAAGAAAACCAAAAUCAUCAGUGAUAGAGAUUUUAUUUAUAGUACGAGCGACAACCACAGCUGACUUUGGGGUGUUACCUGUCGUAGAUAUGGACGAUCUAAUAAAUUCGCUAAUGUCCAAAGACUGGAUGAUGUCAAGUUCAGGUAUGUCCACUUCUGUACCCUACGUGGAGAUAAUUGAACAGCCGAAACAACGAGGUAUGCGAUUUCGCUACAAGUGCGAAGGACGCUCUGCUGGAAGCAUUCCUGGAGAGAGAAGUACAGAUACAACAAAAACUCAUCCCACUAUUAAGAUAAACAAUUAUCAGGGACCAGCCCGUGUAAGGAUAUCUCUGGUCACGAAGGAGUCCCCCUAUAAACCACACCCACAUGAAUUGGUUGGAAAGGAUUGCAAGGAUGGGUAUUAUGAGGCUGACCUAUCACCGGAUCGCAAUAUUCACAGUUUCCAGAAUUUGGGCAUACAGUGUGUGAAAAAGAGGGAAGUGGAUGAUGCCAUUGCCCAGCGUCUUCGUACAAACAAUAAUCCUUUUAAUGUCCCUGUAGAAGAACUGAAGUCUGACUAUGACCUGAACACUGUUUGCCUCUGUUUUCAAGUUUACAUACGUGACCAGAGCGGGGCGCUUCUUCCUCUUCCACUUGUGGUUUCUCAGCCCAUUUAUGACAACCGAGCUCCCAACACUGCUGAGUUGAAGAUUUGCCGCGUUAACAAGAAUUCUGGCAGUUGUUUAGGAGGGGAUGAGAUCUUUCUGCUGUGUGAUAAAGUGCAGAAAGAAGAUAUUGAGGUAGUGUUCGUGUUUGGCAACUGGGAAGCGCGGGGUUCAUUUUCCCAAGCGGAUGUUCACAGACAGGUGGCUAUAGUCUUCAGGACUCCCCCUUUCCAUGAUACAGAAAUUCGCCAUCCUGUGAAGGUCCAAAUGCAGUUGAGGAGGCCGUCUGACAAGGAGGUCAGUGAACCUAUGGAGUUCCAGUACCUACCAGAUGAAGGUGAUCUUCAUCACAUUGAUGAAAAAAGGAAAAGGACUUUGGAAAGUUUUAAACACAUUGUGAGAAAGAAUCCAUUUUCAGGAGGUGAAGCAAGGAACCAGCGCAAGAUUGCUGUGCCAGUAAGGAGCAUGCCAAAGACAGAACCUGUGUCUACACCCAUUCGGCCAAACUCCCUGAUGUCAGUGCAAGUGACUUCAGCCAUCCCUCAAUAUUCGAUGUCCAUGGUAAAAUCUGAUGCCGGGAAUACAAUGACCACCCUUCUCUCAACUGUCAAUGUCAGCGACUUCAGCAACCUGGGAUUUUCCCCCUUGCCACCUGCUACUCAACCCCCACCCACAUCUGAUGAGCGUCUAGACUCUAUUUUGGGCUAUGCAUCUUUUACAGAUGAUGGGAAUCUUGAUCUAGUGAACAUGCUCCAGAAUGACCCUGACAGCCAUUGUGCAAGCCUAAGUUCUAUUGACAAUAGUGAUUUUGGUCAGCUUCUCAGUGAAUCACAGUCUUCAAAUACUCUUUCACAAGCUCUUCAUGAGCCUGGGCAUAAUCAGAAUACCCUAAUGGCUUAUCCUGAUGCUAUUGCUCGGCUUAUGGCUACUGGGCACAAUGAGGAGGCAGGUGGAGAAUGUUCAGACAGACUUGACAGUGGCUUAAUGAAUGGGAUUUUUGAUAUGCAACAAGGAGAGAGUUUAACCUCCAUUUUGGAUAUUGACUUUGCAUCUUUCAUGGGUAGCAUGAAAUGAAAUAAAAUGCAAUGUAUGCCUGGUAAACUGUUGUAGGCAAAGCUCAACUAAAGCUGCGCUGCAUACAUUCACUCAUGGACAGUAGAACUCUUCAAGGCGUAAGUGCUCUUCAGCCAUCAAGGGUUUUGCUGCCAUUCAGGUCAUGUCAGACCUCCAGCAUUGCAGACUGUACUGUCCCCAUCAGACUGAAUGUGUAUCAAUUUGACAAGAUUUGUGUAGCCUUGUUACAUAGUGGGGACAGUGAAUGACCAUUUUGGGAUGAUUCGCAUAAGACACCCAUGUUAAAAUUUAUAUUGGCUCUUUUAAGGAUCAAUAUAGGGAAUAAUUUGUUGCAGUAGACUUAGGGGGACAUUUACUAAGCAGUGACAAGAGCGGAGAAGUGAGCCAGUGGAGAAGUGGCACCAUCAACCAAUCAGCAGCUCUGUAUCAUUUUAUAGUAUGCAAAUUAUAGAUGUUACUUCAGUGCUGAUUGGUUGCCAUGGGCAACUUCUCCACUGGCUCACUUCUCUGCUCUUAUCACUGCUUAGUAAAUGUUCCCCUAAAUGUACUGAAAUACUCAGGUUUAUAAGAUUAGCAUCUGGAGUGGUGGGAUAUGAAUCAGCUAUCUGGUGUCCCUCUUGCGUUGUCCUCAUUAAAAUACAAUGAGAAAUCUAUGUUUUAAGGGAUGGUAAAGCACACCUUAAGUCUACAGAUAGACAGCCAUUUGUGGAUGGUACCAGUCUAUAUGCAGAAGGAUUCAAUAUAUUAAUUCACUAGAAAUAAGUGCCCCAUUAAUAUUUGUCAUUAAGUGCCCUCAGUAUUUUAACAGAUUGAUCUGGUGCACCCUUGUGAAGGUUAGUCAGCCCUCACAUUGUCUGCCUCCUCUGAAUGGGUAUGUUUUAGUAGAAGCUGGUGGAACUGAUAGUUUGGAAUUUAAAAAUUAAUAUUCAGUGGUAACUGGCAUUGAUCCUGACUAGAACAUCUGACCAAGUGUUUGUGGUGGUUGCCCUUGCAUCUUUUCUUUAGUCCAUCAAACUGGCUUUUGCAGAAGUUCUUUCUAUCACAUUACCUAAUUUGCAGAAAAGAAACCACUAUUGCACUUGCAUUACAUACUUGAGAAACAGACAUAACGGUCUGAUAACGUAGGCUGUGAAAACAGGAUAUGUAGGCAGAAUGUACCUCAGCAUGGAAGCCACCUCCUAAAUAAAUCCAUUUAAGGUCAA